AAAAGGUAAAAAGUCACCACCGUUUCACCCGGCAACACAUUAUUAUUUGAGGAUGGAUUCCGAAGCAGCGACCCAUUCAGCAGGUACAGCCAGCAGCAGCAGACCGUCUGCGGACCCAUUGCUGCCCGUGCUGCCCAUUCUGGACCCCACUGUGCCCCUGGACAGGCAGCAAUGUGUCCUGAAGGCAACCAAAGAGGCCAGGGCCUUUCACAGGCCCAAAGGCUUCCAAGCCAGCGCCGGUCCCAAGGACCUUCAGACGGCUUGUGAUGAAGCAAAAAGGAGAUGCCGGCUCGUCACUACUACCAGGCCCUCAAUGAAGCUCUACCUUGGCCAGCUGGUUAUUCCCUUUGGGAAAUAUGCUGGCCAAAGCUUCAUGUGGCUGGUAGCGAAUGAUGUGGGCUACUUAAAAUAUCUGCUUGACCGCCAUAUUGCGGAGAGCCAGGACCCGGGCAGGACAGGAGGAACCAGGGAGAAUGACUGGGUGAAGGACUGUCUCCUCCGUUAUGUGGAGUUUUUCCCCUCAGUCUCCUGCCACCUGGAGAAAAAUGUGGACAGGGCCAUUUAUGGACAGGGUCGCUUUAAGUCCUUCACCUUUCAGGAGAUGUGGCAGUGGUACAGCCUGCACAAGUGCCUUAAUGCCGACCCUCAAGCUGGCAGUGCCCAAGAGAGGAAGAUGGCAGAGGAGGCUUUCUCUUCUGUUCGCCAGUGGCUUGGAAUGAAGGAGGAGGACAUCAGCUCCAAGUCACUGAAGCGCUUCAGGAGAUUUAUUCUCGACAAAGAGAAACAGAAAGCCCCUACUGCAGCUGUACCAUCUUCGUCCUUGUCUGGUCCUGUCCCAUCUGAAACAGUGGUUCCUCCGUCAGCGUCAGCGUCUGCUUCAGUGGCCCCUCCGACAGCAACAUCCCUGUCACCUUGGCAGGAUGAUACAUUGCUUUCAGAGGCUCUCGCCACUUUUGAAGCCACUUUUGAAGGACAAGCUGACACUGCCAUGGCCCCUCCACCAGACCCUCCACAGCAGCCACAGACAGACCCCGUUCCACCAUCGCAGGUGUCAUUUGAGGGCUGGCACAAACAGUGGGAGUCCGGCCCUCAAGGUCUCCCCAGUGCUGACGUGAAGUGGCUGAAGGAGGACGCUGACAGGGGGCUCUUUAAGAACCUCACCAUCGCUCGCAGGAAAAUUCUGAAGGAUGACCGCAUGUGGUUCCAUCCACCAGAAAUUCCUGGAGUGGUGGUGGGGGGAGGAGUGCCCUCUGCAGACGCUUUUUUUAGAAGCCGUGUCUUCUUUUGGAGGCCUGUGGGAGUGUGGGGCUACAGCCUUCGCUGUCCCAGGUCAGGAUGCCCCGGGGAAAAAGCAGCCUUUCUGUACCCCUGUGGGUAUGGAAACACAGUGAGGCAUAUCUGUGACAUGACUGGCUGGUACAGCAUGCUCACAGAGCUCCUGGCCUGCAACGCGUGCAGGAAGGCUGCAAAGGGCUCUCAGGAGCAUUCAAUUGGUCGCUUCCUGGCGUGGGAUGCUGCUAUUUUGAAGCAGCUGACUCCAGCCCACCAAGCUGUGUUCCCUGCGAUCCUAACACCGAGACGCGGUGUGGACAAGCAUGUUAAGACCCUGGUGGUUUAA
This is a messenger RNA of Pleuronectes platessa (European plaice), 1618 nucleotides long. RefSeq lists its product as uncharacterized. The transcript has 9 exons. The coding region runs from base 53 to 1618 and encodes 521 amino acids. Lineage: Eukaryota; Metazoa; Chordata; Actinopteri; Pleuronectiformes; Pleuronectidae. The record is from RefSeq and is a predicted model, not a curated record.